This is a messenger RNA of Talaromyces stipitatus ATCC 10500, 1218 nucleotides long. RefSeq lists its product as uncharacterized. The record is from RefSeq and is a predicted model, not a curated record. NCBI's taxonomy places the organism in Eukaryota, Fungi, Ascomycota, Eurotiomycetes, Eurotiales, Trichocomaceae. The transcript has 3 exons. The coding region runs from base 171 to 938 and encodes 255 amino acids.
AGCGAACCCUCUGUCUGAACUCCUCUUCAACGUCAAGCCCGAGCAUCCCCCAUUGACAAGCCAGCUGCUCUCUUGCGCUUCGUUGACCUUCUCUCAUCUCCAAAAAUAUAUAUCAUUAAUAUAAUCCGUUCUUUUCCACCGACCGACCCCUCCCCGCCAUCACCAUCAACAUGCGCUUCUCGGCCCUAAUCACUCUUCUCCCGGUCUUGGUCGCCGCCCAGGAGUCGCAAUACGCCUUCACUGACCAGGUCAAGGGCUGGUUCGACCAAGUCAAGUCCUUUAUUCCUCAGGCUCCUAUUGUUGCGAAUCCCGUCCAAGAAGCCGUUCACAGAACUACCUCGAAGGUCGCGGAAAAGGCUGUCACCCCAGUGACCCUUAACAACUAUAAAGACGUUCUGGAGCCAUCAACUCAACCCCAGGAGUGGCUUGUUUUCUUUACUGGUGGUAACAAGACAUGCUUUGGUCGAUGCCUCCGAGCUGAGCAUGCUUGGAAUGACUCGAUCCCACUCUUUGCCGCAGAUCCUACGUCACCAAAUCUCGGAUAUGUAGACUGCGAAAAGGAAGCAAUUCUCUGCUCAAUCCUGGCCGCCGCAGCCCCCACCAUCUGGCAUCUCGACCUUCCCCAGGUUCACCCUGGCGAGAAACGUCCUGAAGUACCUCUACAUGUUGUGCACUUGAAUUUCACCACCGUCACUCCUGAGACCGUCUACAACGUUCAUGCCGAAAAAACAUGGCAGAAGGAAGAUCGCUACGAAGGCUGGCUUCACCCAUACGAUAGUUUCUUGGCCGAGACUGGCUUGAAUGUUCCCCUCGGCCACGUUAUCUACUAUUUCUCUGUGAUUCCUAGCUGGUUGACUAUGAUUGGUAUCAGCUUCCUCAGCAGGAAUGUGAUGGGUCGCCGUGCUGCAAAUCCAGGCGCAAUUGCCGGCCGUCGUUAGGGAAUAGUUUAUUUGGCAAUUUGCUCAAGAUCUACCUUUAUGGUCUAUUAAUAUAUCUUCGUUGCUACAUGAGUUCCAAUCCUUUUAUCUUUCCAUAUACUUAGUUCUAGGAGGCAUUGCGCUGGUAGGUAUCGGGUCUGGUCUGUUAAUGUUUAAACGAUGAAGGGAUUAUGUUUCGGGGCUCGCAUUGAUUCCAAAUUAUAUACAAUCUACCGACAGCUUACCCAACGGCUGACGAACUUGGAAGCUAUUUCAAAUACCAAUAAACUUCACUGUAUUG